Messenger RNA from Daphnia magna, 6151 nucleotides. Its product is annotated as mucin-2. The coding region runs from base 1025 to 5626 and encodes 1533 amino acids. NCBI's taxonomy places the organism in Eukaryota, Metazoa, Arthropoda, Branchiopoda, Diplostraca, Daphniidae. The record is from RefSeq and is a predicted model, not a curated record. The transcript is spliced from 10 exons.
ACGUUGUCAGAAAUAAUCGUCGACAGCGUGGAGAACGUGUGUCGGUGGGAUAGGACUAGAUUUGUCUGCAUCGUUUGUGUAAAUGUAAGCCUGGAUCGUGAUGCUGCAAGAAAUUCGAAAUAGAGAAAAGAAUCGAGAAUAAGAGGAAGAAAAAGAUGGCGAAAGAGGAAUGCAUUGAUUGCCAGUGUCUCAAAAAGCAAACAGUUUUCAUGGUCGGUCAAAGAACUCGGAUGUAUUUGCGUCAACUGCACCCAUUAUAUGUUAUCAGUGAUCGUCGAUUUCGAAACAUCAUACCAUGCAGGACAAAAAAAAAAUCUUCGAAAAAGACCUUCUCUCCCCCCCGUUCAAAACACGAGCAUAUUCAUCGUCUGGGGGCUUUACCAGUGACCCUGAAGAAAAAACAGCGCCCACCUCAAAAAUCCGAACUAAGCGUCCCCCUCUCUCUCUCUUACCUUCUAAAAGACGUCACCUGGUAAAUAAAGAGAGAGAGAGAGAAAUACAACUCGGGAGAAGCCCAGAGGGGAGAGGAGAGUGGGAGAAUGGGGGAGGGGACCUGUGUAUAGAUGAGGUAUACAAACAGCAGUGGCUCUCGAAGGGGAAAUUCAACUUUCCUUUCUGUCUGUAAAAGCCAAAAGAAAAAAAAGGACUAAGGUAGUCGAAGAGAGACGUUCUCUUGGAGGUUUUUUGGGCCACCUCCAGUUUCGCCAAGGCAUUCGCGGCAGCAGCUAGUCACUGGACGUCGCUCCUGCUCAAGAAAUUCUUCGAGUUCAAAACGUAAAAAAAAAAAAACUUCAGUGUUUGAUUAACAACAAGUGAAACCUAAAUGGAAUAGGAAUACUGCGACGUAAACCAUAAAUCUAUGUCAAGAAUACCAUGCCCUGCUGAAAAUUCCAUUGAAAAAAAAGUGCAGUGUGUAGUGCUGACACUGUAUACACACUGGCAGUGUGUGUCUGUGUCCAUUCAACACUUUAGAAAUUGAAAAUUGAUCAAAGUGAUCAUCUUCGUCGAACUGCUGUGGUGUCGGAUGACUCGAGCCACUUCUGUUGGCCGUCCGACCGUCAUCCGGAUGACCAAAAUGAAACGUCCAUCAUUACUCAUCUGGUUGACGUUAUGUUGCUGCUGCAUCGGUACUGGAAUGUCUCAACGACAGGUUGGCGAUGAUCGACCGUUGCGGUUCCAGUCGUUCCCGUCCAAUCCUCCGCAGUCGUUCCAGCAAAUCAAUUUUUUUGGGCCGCUUUCACCUCAGCAAUCUGCUGAUCCGGCUGGGUCAACGCCUAAUCGUCAAGCUUUAUUCUUCACGUCGCAAAAUCUUGGUCAGCAAGAUUCACGUAAUCCUAUUUUUAAUUCGGGCGCAGUUAGUCCGCUGUCCACGCUGGCCUCAUCCUCUAUCGGAUCCGUACAAAGAGGUCAACAGAUCCGCAGUCCGACGGUGGAAAGCGGGUUCAAUCCGCAGCUUCAUUUGCCCACCGAAGUGGCCGCCAAUGCGUUUCCUUCCAGUGCUGGCCGGUUAACUCCGGCUGCCACGUUAAUACAAAGCCGCGAUCCACCGAAACAGAAACCGAUCGUUCAGUUCCAGUUCAGUCGGGAUCAAGUUCAACCAAUGAAUCCAAGCGGGAAUUUCAAUCGACUCCAGCGUCCCGAACUCAAACUUGAAUUGCUUCCGGAAUUUGACGAUUUUCCGCUUCCUGUACCCAUUGGAUUCCGCACGCCUUUUUUCCAUCAGACCACAGAGGCCAAUCGUCAACAGGAAACAACGAAGCCUCAACAACGCGUCCAGCAGACUCCUCCAUUAGGAGCACCCAUCCAGGCAUCAUCUCUGCCUGAAAAAGUGAUCGAAGAAUCUCUUCCAGCUCCAAUCCAGGAGAUUCCAGAUGUCCUCCCAGAAACGGAAACAAACGACUUCCAACGCGUCCAGCCUGUGACAUCCGCCCAGCAAUCGGAAUCGCCCUUGACCGUCGAACCGCCAUCGACUCCACGCCCGUCCCAACUUCAGGUUCUCAGCGAUCAGCCGGAACCCGGAUCGAUUGGAGACAGUCCAUCCAACAGAAGAAACAGGUUGCGACGGCCGUUGAAUACCAACGAAACACCAGCAACCAGUGCGGAAUUAUCCAACAGUCCGCGUCGAGUUCCUCCUGUUCGAGAAGGAAAUCCUAAUCUGAGACCUGUGCUGCUUGACGAACCGUCUGCCGUGACGACCGGAAGCCUGCGACAAAGAGUCCGUUCGACUACUACAACAUCUGCGCCAUUAGCCAUUCCAGUGACUACCGAAGCAGCUGAACCGGUCACGAUUCGCACGCGUCAGCCGUUCCUUCGUCCGCGACUCAGUGUGCCCACCAGAACUCGAACAAACGUCCGUGUUUUCACGACAUCACCGCCGGAAGAGGAACCUGUCACGACACGCGCACCCACAACGACUCGAUUCUUCGGCAGACGACCGAGACCGACUGUAUUACCAGAUGAGGAACCUGAAAUCCUGACCACUACGACUCAAAGAUCACGCAUCCCGACGACGAUACGAGUCCGCAAUAAUUUCCGGUUUAAUUCGCCAGAACAGAGCCUCCCUUCAACGACGACCGUCAAACCUAUCAAUUUCAAUUCGCCAGAAUUGAGCCAACCUGGAACAACGACAUCCCAAUCUCCGGUUACACUGGCAAGUCCAGUCCAAACGGAUGUGUUGGUGAACAAUGUCAAUGAAUCCAUCGCGACUGUCGAUCAACCAAUAUUGAUUCCGACGGUCGAAGAAACUAUCGAUACCACGACAACUGAACCCGAAGAAGAAUAUUAUUACGACGAUGUAGUCGAUGAAGUCGACGUCUUGUCCACCAAUGAAAGCACAACGACGACUACAAUUGUUCCAGAAACCACUCCAACUUCUGAGGCUCCAUCAACGACUACGGCUCCAUCAACGACUACGGCUCCAUCGCAAGAGCUUCCAGCGGAAGCAGCAGUGGAGCCAGCAGCGGAACUGCCCGUCGCUACGGCUAUUGAACAGCCAGUGGUAGAGAACGACCACACACCGUUAAGUGACGAUAAGCCAAUCAUCCAUGACAUAACCGAUGAGGUGGCAUCGCCACAACCGGUGCAACAGGUUACGGAAAUAGGCGAAGCCCUCGCGACGGAUGCGGAACAACAGGUUGUGGAAGAAGAAGCUCCAGCAGCUAAAGCUCCACAAACGACUAACGGGCCGUUAAAGAUUUUCAAUUUAGGUCGUAGGAAUACAUCGUCGGUCAAUCUAGAUAACAUUGUCUUCGUCCCCAAUUUGGAUGGAUUCGUCCUUCCUAGCCCGGUGACGCCCAACACCGUUUCGGUGGAAACUAGUCGGAGUGUUACGGUCGUAAAGAUGUCCGUCGACCAAUUACCGACCGAAAGUCCGUCGUCUUUACAAAGUGACAGGCAGAGCAAAGCUAUCGCUUCCAAGACGUCCAAUCUGGCCAACAAUCAACCGUCGAGCGGUGACGCCAAACAGCCGAUCAAGGAGAUCGAACUGGCCGGUGAAAGUUUAUUACCUGAGCCGACCAAAGCGCCAGACACGCGUAACGACGAACUGGAUCUUAUCCAAUCGGAUUUAUUCGACAAGCAUUUGAAUAACAAUUUUAACAUGGAGGCGAGUAAGCCCAGCAAUAUAACAACGACUACAUUACCGACACCUACCAGUUCUCGGCCGCCAUUCCGGCCGCCUUUCGAAAGACCUCGACGACCUUUUGAUUUCUUGGGAACGCCGAAAGUUGAGACGUCGGUAACUGACGUUCCAUUAACUGGUUCCGAUACGCCUGAACAAGUUGAAAUUGUGCCAUCCUCCACGACUGAAAUGGUGGCCGUCUCGUCCAGCACAGAGCCGUCCGCCACGACAGCUGUUGUCGAGGUGACAACGACGUUGUCACUUUUCGAUCGUUUAUUCGGCAAAAAGGUCGUCGUUAUGGAUGACAUCAGUAGUCUCCUGCCGCCUGGUUUUUCUGCACCCAAAGAAACGGUUGAACCUGAAGCUCCGGUUACUGAAGUUGUUGUUCCAGUUACGCAACCCGCUGCUCCAGUUACUGUGGCCGCAACGAUUCCCGUUGAAGUUGCAAGUCCCGCUGAAAUUCCCUUAACAACAACCGCGCCAGAAGGUCCUCCUGUGAGUGCACUGGAUAAGAUUUCCGGGUCAGUCAAAGAAGACGACAUUUCAGCUUUUCUGCCACCCGGUUUCAAAAUGGAUCAACCGCCGACCACGGAAUCAUCCACCACGACGACGACUAAAGGUCCUUUUGAUGGCUUGUUUGAUACGGCUAAUAUGGAUGACUUGAGCGCCCUAUUGCCCUCGAAUUUCAAGCAUCAUCUUUUCACUCCGUCGCCGAGUAAAACGACGCCCACGGUAGUUACAGAAGCUCCGGUCUCGACGGAAUCGACGGCGACCUCAGCGGCUGAACCUUCGACCACAACAGCUAAAAAGGGGUUAGUCUUCCCGACACGAGCCAGCCCUGCACGCACGACGACCAGCGAAAAACCCAAAGUUAAACCGACUCAAUCUGCAGUUGAAAUUAAAUCUGGGUGGCCAGUGCGGGCCACGACGGAAUUUACUGGAUGGCCGUCGCCAGCUACCCAACCUUAUUCACCACCUUCAACUACGCCGACAACUGUCAGAAUGACAACGACGACGACGACAACAACAACCACGACAACUCCGCGAGUGACAACAGUCGGCCAAUGCGGAGAAGAGUGCCGUCUGGCGGGCACGAUCCGAUUGGUCGAGGGUAUCGACUGGAUGCCCGAAUUAUCCGAUCACAAUACCCGCGAAUGGUACCAACUGGCUGCCAUUGUUGAAAACUCGCUGGAUGCCGUCUAUCAGAACGGACCAUUAGCUCCGUGGUACGCUGGCAUCGUCGUCGAAGCUUUCAGUCGUGGCAGUGUCUUGGUGGAUUAUUACCUGAACCUGAAUGGCACCACUAUAUUGGACACUGGUGAAAUUCGUAAUUAUUUCCACAUGUCGCUUGAAAAAGAAGGAGAAAACUAUAAAUUGGGCAACUACACUGUCGACACUAAAUCGACCGAUUUCAUUGUUUUAAGGCAACCGGUCGUGUCCGGUGAGAAACCGAGAGUUGUGACAGGAGGAGUCGGAGAAUGGGUUAUUGCCGUCAUCGUUGUCGGUCUUGCCUCACUCAUCUUUGUCAUCGCUUUUGGAACCACCAUGCUGAUCCGACGGCGAAGGCAACACCAACGGAAACCCCUGCCGUUGACGGAGGAAAUGCUCAAUGAACUCAACAAGAAUCACAUGGCCGGUGCGGAACUUGUAGGUGAUUCGUUCUACAAUGACGACGUUGGCGAUGCGUGGGACCAUCGUACCAACUUCCCAACUAAACCUCUUAAGCCUCUACCAAGGCCAGCCUCAGUCAGUGCCAUUCAUCAGACAUCUCGGACUCAUGGCAGUAGCAGUGGCUAUAAUUACAAUCACUACACCAACUACAAUAACUUCCGGCCGCAAUUGCACGAUACGUGGAAAUCAGAGUGGGACAGCAGCUACUACGAGACUUCCAAUUCCGGGACGGCUCCACGGUCUUCUAGAACAGCACCCACACGGCCAGCUACGAGUUACGGUCGAUAUCCAACAUAUGGACGUUCACGUCCUAGCAAUUUUCAUGAUGAUUUUUAAGACCUACGGUGUUCCUUUUGUUGCUUAAAAUGGGAAUCAAACAAUUCAACGUUUUUUUGUUUUAAAGGAGGGAAGAGAACAACUGAAAAUUAGGAUUUUUGUACAGUUACUUUCACUUUCUCGCUCUUUAAAUAAUAUUAAUAAUAAUAAUGUUCUUCUUUUGUAAUGACUCAUUGGUCUAACAUUGUCGUGUGAAUUUUUCUGCCCAACUCCAGUCGCCUGUGUCCAUGUUAUACUUUUCUUUUUGUGUCAAUUUUGAUUUAUUAUAUAUAUAGAAAGAGAGAGAGAGAGAGAGAAAGAAAUGGAAGAUGAAAAUUGAUUAAGAGACGAUAUUGCAUUUGAAAGAAUUUCCUUAGAGAAAACCCCCUGUUAUUUUAUUGCAAACAAUCCCGCGACUUGUAUGGUCGAAAGCUCACGGGACCAAACGUGAAAAAUGUUUCCACGUCAAAAUUCAAUUGAUAUAAUGUGUGUCAACGUGUAUUCUAUCAAAGGAUGGAAACAAAACCAAUAUUAGUCGGUGAUCUA